AUGGCCGCUGUUCUCGCUGCCCAGCUCGCUCGUCCGUCCAUCCGACACUUCUCCGCACACCGGCCGCGUCCCGACAGCCGCACGUCUCGCGCGAUUGCCAUGUCCUGCCUGAUCUCUGGCGUGGUCCUUCCCUUUGUGCCUCCGGCCAUCGAAAGUUCUCGCCAACGGACCUCCGGCUCUCCUGAUCUCAAGAAGCCCCACCCUCCACUGUGCUUCCACGCUCGCUAG
Molecule: messenger RNA, 228 nt
Organism: Penicillium macrosclerotiorum
Lineage: Eukaryota; Fungi; Ascomycota; Eurotiomycetes; Eurotiales; Aspergillaceae
Exons: 2
Coding region: 1-228 (75 amino acids)
Source: RefSeq, a predicted model, not a curated record